This is a messenger RNA of Artibeus jamaicensis (Jamaican fruit-eating bat), 7057 nucleotides long. It is a transcript of the gene INTS1, whose product is annotated as integrator complex subunit 1. Lineage: Eukaryota; Metazoa; Chordata; Mammalia; Chiroptera; Phyllostomidae. The transcript is spliced from 46 exons. The coding region runs from base 268 to 6837 and encodes 2189 amino acids. The record is from RefSeq and is a predicted model, not a curated record. Gene Ontology annotation, cellular component: integrator complex. Gene Ontology annotation, biological process: U2 snRNA 3'-end processing.
GUGGCCGUGGCGGCGACGAGCGCUGGGUGUCGUGGGCUGCUUGUUUGGGUACCGCGGCUGUCGGUGACAUCGACCCUCCCGGCGGUUCCGAGGUGGGGCUCGCGCGGCCCUUUCGGAAUCGCUCCUCCCGGCAGGGCUCCACUGCCCCAGGUCCGACGCCCCGAGCGGCUGAAGAACGAAUGAAUGAGCGAGCGGGUGAACAACUACCUGGCACCAGUCUCUUAGUGACAGCCCUGCAGCGAGGAGCGGCGAGGGGCAGGGGACGCCAUGAACCGCACCAAGCCCCCGGCCGUGCGCAGGCCCAGCGCCGCGGCCAAGACCUCAGGGCACCCUCCGCCUGGGGACUUCAUUGCUCUGGGCUCCAAGGGUCAGGCCAGUGACUCGAAAUCGGGGUCUACCCUGCUGAAGCCUGCACCUUCUGGCUUGCCUUCCGAGCGCAAGAGGGAUGCUGCAGCUGCUGCCCUGGCUGGAGCCACAGCCCUGCCAGGCCUCACCAAACGCCCCAAACUAUCCUCCACGCCCCCUCUGAGUGCCCUGGGGCGUCUGGCCGAGGCUGCAGUAGCAGAAAAACGUGCUAUCUCUCCCUCAAUUAAAGAGCCAUCUGUGGUCCCAAUUGAAGUCCCGCCCCAGGCGCUGCUGGAUGAGGUGGAGGCGGCGGAGCUGGAGGGCAACGACGACAGGGUGGAGGGCGUGCUCUGCGGGGCCGUGAAGCAGCUGAAGGCCACACGGGCCAAGCCCGACAGCACCCUGUGCCUGAGCCUCAUGUACCUGGCCAAGAUCAAGCCCAACAUCUUUGCCACAGAAGGUGUCAUUGAGGCUCUCUGCAGCCUUCUACGUCGGGAUGCCUCCAUUAACUUCAAGGCCAAGGGGAACAGCCUGGUGUCUGUGUUGGCCUGCAACCUCCUCAUGGCUGCAUAUGAGGAGGACGAGAACUGGCCUGAGAUCUUUGUCAAGGUGUAUAUUGAAGACUCCCUGGGGGAGCGGGUCUGGGUGGACAGCCCGCACUGCAAGGCGUUUGUGGACAACAUCCAGACGGCCUUCAACACCAGGACGCCCCCCACGAGCAUGCUGCUGCAGGGGGAAGUGGGGCGCAGUGGAGGGGACCUCAGUGCAGGGAGCAGCCCACAUCCCUCGCUCACCGAGGAGGAGGACUGCCAGACGGAGCUCCUGAUCGCCGAGGAGAAGCUGAGCCCUGAGCAGGAGGGGCAGGUCAUGCCCAGGUACGAAGACCUCACGGAGAGCGUGGAGGAGUAUGUCCUGGAUGUGCUGCGGGACCAGCUCACCCGACGCCAGCCCAUCGACAAUGUCUCUCGGAACCUGCUGCGGCUGCUCGCCUCCACCUGUGGGUACAAGGAGGUGCGGCUCAUGGCCGUGCAGCGGCUGGAGAUGUGGCUGCAGAACCCCAAGCUGACACGGCCGGCGCAGGACUUACUUAUGUCUGUGUGCGUGAACUGCGGCACCCACAGCGCUGAGGACGUGGAUGUCAUCUCCCACCUGGUCAAGAUCCGUCUCAAGCCCAAAGUUCUCCUCAACCACUACAUGCUGUGCAUCAGGGAGCUGCUGAACGCACACAAGGACAACCUGGGCACCACCAUUAAGUUUGUGAUCUUCAACGAACUGUCCAACGCCCGGAACCCCAACAACAUGCAGAUCCUCUACACAGUGUUGCAGCACAGCUCUGAGCUGGCGCCCAGGUUCCUGGCCAUGGUGUUCCAGGACCUGCUUACCAACAAGGACGACUACCUGCGGGCCUCGCGGGCUCUGCUGCGUGAGAUCAUCAAGCAGACCAAGCACGAGAUCAACUUCCAGGCCUUCUGCCUUGGGCUCAUGCAGGAGCGCAAGGAGCCCCAGUAUCUGGACAUGGAGUUCAAGGAGCGGUUCGUGGUGCAUGUCACGGAUGUGCUGGCCGUGGCCAUGAUGCUGGGCAUCACGGCCCAGGUGAAGGAGGCUGGCGUCGCCUGGGACAAAGGGGAGAAGAAGAACCUGGAGGUGCUGCGCUCCUUCCAAAACCAGAUCGCCGCCAUCCAGCGGGACGCGGUCUGGUGGCUCCACACCGUCGUGCCCUCCAUCAGCAAGCUCGCCCCCAAGGACUACGUGCACUGCCUGCACAAGGUGCUCUUCACCGAGCAGCCGGAGACCUACUACAAGUGGGACAACUGGCCACCCGAGAGUGACCGCAACUUCUUCCUGCGUCUGUGCUCUGAGGUGCCCAUCCUGGAGGACACGCUAAUGCGUGUCCUUGUCAUCGGGCUGUCCCGCGAGCUCCCGCUUGGGCCUGCUGAUGCCAUGGAGCUCGCUGACCACCUAGUGAAGCGAGCAGCGGCUGUGCAGGCGGACGACGUGGAAGUGCUGAAGGUGGAGCGGGUCCAGCUGCUCGACGCUGUGCUGAACCUCUGCACCUACCACCACCCUGAGAACAUCCAGCUGCCCCCUGGGUACCAGCCCCCCAACUUGGCCAUCUCUACCCUUUACUGGAAGGCGUGGCCGCUCCUGCUGGUUGUCGCUGCCUUCAACCCGGAGAACAUUGGCCUGGCCGCCUGGGAGGAGUACCCCACACUGAAGAUGCUCAUGGAGAUGGUGAUGACCAAUAACUACUCCUACCCCCCGUGCACCCUGACGGACGAGGAGACCCGCACGGAGAUGCUGAACCGGGAGCUGCAGAUCUCCCAGCGGGAGAAGCAGGAGAUCCUGGCGUUCGAGGGGCACCUGGCAGCCGCGUCUACCAAGCAGACCAUCACCGAGAACAGCAGCCUCCUCCUGUCUCAGCUCACCAGCCUGGACCCGCAAGGACCUCCCCGAAGGCCGCCCCCUCACAUCCUGGACCAAGUGAAAAGCCUCAACCAGUCCCUGCGCCUCGGGCACCUGCUGUGUCGGAGCCGAAACCCGGACUUCCUCCUCAACAUCAUCCAGAGGCAGGCCUCGUCCCAGUCCAUGCCCUGGCUGGCCGACCUGGUGCAGGCCAGCGAGGGCUCCCUGGACGUGCUGCCCGUGCAGUGCCUGUGCGAGUUCCUGCUGCACGACGCUGCUGCCGCUGCCGCCGCAGAGGAGGAGGAGGAGGGCGGGAGCAAGGAGCUGAAGGCCAAGAAGCGGCAGAGGCAGCAGAAGCAGCGGCAGCUGCUGGGCCGCCUGCAGGACCUGCUGCUGGGCCCCAAGGCUGAUGAGCAGACCACGUGUGAGGUGCUGGACUACUUCCUGCGGCGCCUCGGCUCCUCCCAGGUGGCCUCCAGGGUGCUGGCCAUGAAGGGCCUGGCGCUAGUGCUGUCAGAGGGCGGCCUGCGGGACGGCGAGGAGAAGGAGGCGCCAGCGGGGGAGGACUCGGGGGAUGCGGAGGCCCUGCAGGGCUACCAGUGGUUGCUGCGCGACCUGCCCCGGCUGCCCCUGUUCCCCAGUGUCAGCGCUCCCGCUGCCCUGGCGCUGCAGCAGGCUGUGCACGUGGAGACCGACCCCCAGACUGUCAGUGCCUAUUUGGUCUACCUGUCCCGGCAUGCACCCGUUGGGGAGCAGGGCCAGCACAGCGACCUGGCCUUGGACGUGGCCCGGCUUGUGGUGGAGCGCUCCACCAUCAUGGCCCAUCUCUUCUCCAAGCGCUCCCGUGGCACCGAGUCCGACGCUGUGCUGGCUGCCCUGCUCUCCAUCUUCUCCCGCUAUGUCCGACGCAUGCGCAAGAGCAAGGAGGGGGAGGAGGUGUACAGCUGGUCGGAGUCACAGGACCAGGUCUUCCUUCGCUGGACCGGCGGGGAGGCGGCCACCAUGCACAUCUUGGUGGUGCAUGCCAUGGUCAUCCUGCUGACGCUGGGCCCGCCCCGUGCUGGCGACAGUGAGUUCCAGGCCCUGCUGGACGUCUGGUUUCCGGAGAAGAAGCCCCUGCCUACGGCCUUCCUGGUGGACACUUCGGAGGAAGCGCUGCUGCUCCCCGACUGGCUGAAGCUUCGCAUGAUCCGCUCUGAGGUCCCUCGGCUGGUGGACGCAGCCCUGCAGGACCUGGAGCCCCAGCAGCUGCUGCUGUUCGUGCAGUCCUUUGGCAUCCCCGUGUCCAGCAUGAGCAAGCUCCUGCAGUGCCUGGACCAGGCCGUGGCCCACGACCCCCAGACCCUGGAGCAGAACAUCAUGGACAAGAACUACAUGGCGCACCUGGUCGAGGUUCAGCACGAGCGAGGAGCGUCAGGAGGCCAGACUUUCCACUCGCUGCUCACAGCCUCCCUGCCUCCCCGGCGAGACAGUGUGGAAGCACCGAGACCCAGAAGCAGCCCAGAGCCACCUCCAGGCCAGGGCAGGGUCAGGGCCGGGACUCAGGUGCGGGUGCUCGGUCCGGAGGACGACCUGGCCGGCGUGUUCCUGCAGGUCUUUCCGCUCAGCCCAGGCCCCCGGUGGCAGAUCUCCAGUGCCCGCCCUGCUGCCUUGGCGCUGCAGCAGGCCCUGGGCCAGGAGCUGGCACGAAUCCGCCAGGGGACCCCCGAGGUGCCGGGCGUCGCAGUGCGCCUGCUGCAGGCCGUGGCCCCCCUGCUGAGCUCCCCACGUGGCGGGGCCCUGGUGGCAUCCAUGCAGCGCAGCCACUUCCUCGCCUGUCCUCUGCUGCGCCUGCUCUGCCAGUACCAGCGCUGUGUGCCCCAGGACACCGGCUUCUCGUCGCUGUUCCUCAAAGUGCUGCUGCAGAUGCUGCAGUGGCUGGACAGCCCCGGCGCGGAGGCUGGGCCUCUGCGGGCACAGCUCAAGCUGUUUGCCACCCAGUACUCGGCGCGACGCAGGAUCAGUGAUGUGCGCAGUGGGUUCCUGCACCUGGCCGAGGCCCUGGCCUUCCGUGGGGACGUGGAGGUGGUCAGCUCCACUGCCCGGUCCCUCGUCGCUGCCCUCCGGUCUGGGGAGAAGUGUGGCGUGGAGCCCGAGCUUGUAGACAAAGUCCUUCGGGGCCUGAUAGAGGUGCGGUCACCCUACCUGGAGGAGCUGCUGUCUGCCCUCUUCUCUGCCACCUCCACCUUCCCAGCCUCCAGGCCUGUCGCCGUGGUGAGCUCCCUGCUGCUGCAGGAGAAGGAGGAGCCCCCGGCUGGUGGGCAGCAGGACACCGACGGCGGCAGCCCAGAGGCCGUGUGGCUGGGACCUUGCUCAGGGCUCCUGGUGGACUGGCUGGAGAUGCUGGACCCCGAGGUGAUCAGCAGCUGCCCGGACUUGCAGCAGAGGCUCUUGUUCUCCCGGAGCAAGGGCAAAGGUCAGCCUGGCCCUCACGUGCCCACCUUUCGACCCUACCUCCUGGCCCUCCUCACGCACCAGUCCAACUGGUCCACGCUGCACCAGUGCAUUCGUGUCCUGCUGGGCAAGAACCGGGAGCACAGGUUCGACCCGUCAGCCUCUCUGGACUUCCUCUGGGCUUGCAUCCACGUGCCUCGGAUCUGGCAGGGACGGGACCAGCGCACCCCGCAGAAGCGGAGGGAGGAGCAGGUGCUGCGUGUCCUGGCCCCCGAGCUCGUCGGCCUGGUGGAGCUGAUCCUGGCAGAGGCGGAGGCCAGGAGCCAGGAUGGGGACUCCGCGGCCUGCAGCCUACUCCAGGCCCGGCUGCCCCUGCUGCUCAGCUGCUGCCGUGGGGACGACGACAGCGUUAGGAAGGUGACUGCGCACCUGAUGGGCUGCAUCCACCAGUGGGGCGACAGCGUGCUGGGCCAGCGCUGCCGGGACCUGCUCGUGCAGCUCUACCUGCAGCGGCCGGAGCUCCGCGCACAUGCGCCCGAGGCCUUGCUGCACAGCGUGGGCGCCACCGCCAGCAGCAUCUGCAAGCUGGAUGUCCUCAUACACCGCUUCAUCAUUCUCCUCGCCGACACCAGCGACUCGCGGUCAUCCGAGAGCCGUGUGGCCGAUGCCAACAUGGCCUGUCGGAAGCUGGCUGUGGCCCACCCCAUCCUGCUGCUCAGGCACCUGCCCAUGAUUGCUGCUCUCCUGCACGGCCGCACCCACCUCAACUUCCAGGAAUUUCGCCAGCAGAACCACCUGACCUUCUUCCUGCAUGUACUGGGCGUACUGGAGCUGCUGCAGCCGCAGGUGUUCCAGAGCGAGCACCAGGGGGCGCUGUGGGACUGCCUGCUCUCCUUCAUUCGCCUGCUCCUGAACUACAGGAAGUCCUCCCGCCACCUGGCCCCCUUCCUCAGCAAGUUCGUGCAGUUCACCCACACGUACAUCACACGCAGCCCCGCGGCCGCUGUGGCCUUCCUGCAGAAGCAUUCUGAUGCGCUCCACGACCUGUCCUUCGACAGCAGUGACCUGGUGAUGCUGAAGUCCCUCCUCGCGGGGCUGAGCCUGCCUAGCAGGGAUGGCCGCGUGGACCAAGGCCUGGACGAGGAGGGUGAGGAUGAGAGCUCAGCCGGCUCCCUACCCCUGGUCAGUGCCUCCCUCUUCACACCUCUGACCACGGCCGAGGUGGCCCCCUACAUGAAGAGGCUUUCCCGAGGCCAGACUGUUGAGGACCUGCUGGAAGUCCUGAGCGACAUAGACGAGUUGUCCCGCCGGAGACCUGAGGUCCUGGGCUUCUUCUCGACCAACCUGCAGCGGCUCAUGAGCUCCGAGGAGGAGUCCUGCCGCAACCUGGCCUUCAGCCUGGCCCUGCGCUCCAUCCAGAAUGACCCCAGCAUUGCGGCCGACUUCCUGCCCACCUUCAUGUACUGCCUGGGCAGCCGGGACUUCGAGGUGGUGCAGACGGCCCUCAGGAGCUUGCCGGAGUACACCCUCCUCUGCCAGGAGCACGCAGCGGUGCUGCUGCACCGGGCCUUCCUGGUGGGCAUGUACGGCCAGGUGGACACCAGCGCCCAGAUCUCUGAGGCCCUGCGGAUCUUGCACAUGGAGGCAGUGAUGUGAGCCUGCCGGGGUCGCCGCACGCCAGCUCUGGGCCCCUUGACUUGCCCGCCAGGGUCCCUGGACCAAGCCCGGAGGCCUCCGGUUCGCCAAGACUUCCCCACCCACAGCUGGCGGCGAUGGGGAUCUGUCCACCAGUCGUCGCCCUGCCUGCGGGGACAGGGACAUGGGGGGCGGCUAUCCCCAGUGAGGGGCGGUGUCAAAUGAAGCAUUCUCAACUCGA